CGGGGGGUAGAAAAAACACGACGGGGCUGCAGAUUUUGCUUCCACCCCCUUGUAGAGACAAAGGAACAAGAUAUGCUGUAACGGGCUGCAGUUUUGUUUGUACCUUCUUGUUGCUGUUGUUGUUGUUGUUGUUGAACAUUUGGUGUUUCUCACGUGCCCCCCCCAUCUCUGGUUUCUUCGGGCCAUCAUCCUCUUUCUUUGUACAGAGAUUGAUACAUUGUGACUAUCAGACUAUCACUGAUCAGGGGCCUUUUGUCCUUUAAAGGUGGAUGCCAACACCGCCGAGAUCCGCUCGCGGCAGCGGGACGAAGAUACGAGAUCCGCGAUGGCCGCUUUGGGGCCCAUGAGCGCCUUCUUGGGGCACAAAGCAGCGCUGCAAAGAAGCGGAGGAACAUCGAGAUGAUGGCCAUGCUGACUGCUCGUAGUCCAGGCGUUGGAGGCGAUGAAAUGUCCUGAAAUCCAGUUUCAGGCACUCACCGUUCAUGUUUAACCGACGGCAGUCCUGAGGUAGUUAUGACACAUUAUGAAUCAUUAUGACUAUUUAAGCAUUUUGAUCCAUGAAUUUGAGGGGGUUGUUGGGGACAUAUAUCAUCCCGUUAUCAUCCACUCUUGAAAGGAGAAUCACCCAUAGAACGCUUGACUUCUUCGGGUGUCACCGAGCUGAAACACGGUAGGAAUCGGUCACAGCGUGCCUUGGAUGAGUAAUGGCCUCCAACCUGCCAUGGCAGACGAUCCAGACCCUGAGAAUUCAAGUGGUCCUCUGGAGGGUAUAGCAAGGAGUGUUUAGCAGUUGAUCCAAGAGAAGCCAACAAUCCAAGCGCAAUGAAGAAAACCAACGAUCUCGACUGUGAAGUACCAGUUGGCUCCAAAUAUAUUUCAAUCGUUACGAUGCUAGCAUGGGUUCACACAUCAAAUGGGGUGGGUGUACAGGAAACCAUAGAUCCACUGUACAGCAUGUAUGAUUGGAAGCUAGUUCCGCAAGUGUUUUGUUUUUUUUUUCCAGAACUAGCUGUGCAGCGUUGAUUUUUGUUUUUUUUUUUGCAGUGUUGAUUCAUGUGAACUUCAUCGCCUCAUCCGAUCCCUAACGGCUCGGGUUUCGGCGCGGGUUCUCUAAGUGUCGUGUCCCGUCGGCGGAUUAAGUUUCAUCCAGCCAGGACUUGUCUUUGGCCGAGGCGUGCGGGGAAGAAAACAUGGAUCAACGUCUGAUUCAAACGGGACAUGUGAACAAGAUCAACUCAAACUCCCUCAGAUGUGAGAUGUUGUUGCACUUUGGGAGACGUUUUGUUUCAGUGUUGAAGGUGGUUGAUACGAAAAGUAUGUUUUUGUUGUUAAGCGACGGGCCCCAAAGAGUCUCAAUGAAAAGAUUGGUGUCAUUUUAACCGAAAUUCAUGUCAGAAGACAGGAUGGUCAAAGCACCUCAAACAUGCAUGAAUCAAAAGGGUUGGAAGUGGAACAGAUUCAGAUGUUGUCCCAUUGUACAACAGCUCUUCAAGCUGGCUUGUUUCAUUGGCGGCAUUCAGUAGUGAUGCUUGGUCCAUGCAGGUGUUGGCUUUUCCACAGGGAAUUGCCAGCAUGGCAGACAUGUCGGCGAUUUGGCCCGGCCUGGCAGUACACGCACACCGCAGUUGACCCAUGCGUCCAUGACUGCGUCACCGAAACAUGGCCAUGAUGGUUCCGAAACAGCCUCCCUGAUUUAGGUCUUAAGGUCCAUUUUGAGGUUGAAAAGGCCUCCAGUCUCCAGUCAAGCCUCCUGUUUUCAACCCGGCUGGGUGGCAUGCGCCCCACAAGCGCGGCUGCGCGCUUGUCUGGGUUGCCUUGCUUUUGAUGGGGCCAAUGAUGCAGGAGUCGGACUCGUCUGUGGACCAAGCCAGCGGUGAUUCCAGUACCUCUGCUGGCGGGUCUUCAGGCCAGCGCCUCUCCCAGCUGAGCCAGAGUCUGGGAGGCGACCAAGGCGAGGUCUCGGAUGGCAAGGUCUCAGCACUGAGGCAAAGCAUCAGGAUUCUACAUGAGCAAGGACACUGCAAGCCGUGCCGCUACUUUCGCUUUCGAGAGGAUGGAUGCCGUCAUGGUGAUGCUUGUCCAUUUUGCCAUGAUUGCACAGCCGAGGAGUCGAUGGCAGGGCAGAAAUGGCAAAAGCACCAGCGUCAGCGGGAGAAGCGUCGGCAACAGCGGCGCCAAUGGCAAUGACUGGGUCUCCAGACGACCGAUGCCUCAAAGGAUCCCUGACCGAAA
Durusdinium trenchii is the source of this 2232-nucleotide messenger RNA. NCBI's taxonomy places the organism in Eukaryota, Dinophyceae, Suessiales, Symbiodiniaceae. The record is from the annotation of a GenBank genome assembly.